AAGUAUUCCAUCUCAGAUUGGAACCUUAAGUUCGUUGUCACUCUUGUUGGAUCUUAGUCAAAAUGAGCUCACUGGAAAGAUACCGUCUGAUCUCGGGAAUUUGAACAAACUGGAAAGCUUGAAUUUGUCUCAUAACAAGCUUUCUGGUUCAAUCCCACUUUCAUUUGAAGAAAUGGUUAGCUUGACCACUGUUGAUAUUUCUUAUAAUGAAUUGAGUGGUCCUAUUCCAAAUAUGAAGGCGUUUAAAGAUGCUCCUUUUGAUGCGCUGAAGAACAACAAAGGCUUAUGUGGUGAUCACUCUGGAGGUCUUACACCAUGUAAUUCCUUGGUUACAAAUACAAGAUAAGUGGCAAAAUCUAAACUUGUAGUAAUCGUCCUAGUUCCUCUGUUUGGUUCAUUGUUUCUUUUGUUUGUAGUUCUCGCUAUUCUUUUUGGCUUUCGAAAAAGACUAGGUAGAAAUGGCAAGCAGUUGGAUCAAACUAAAGCCAAGGAUACCAGGAAGAAUUUAUUCUCAAUAUGGAAUUUUGAUGGGAAACUAGUCUUUGAAGAUAUAAUUGAAGCAACGGAAGAUUUUGACACCAAAUACUGCAUUAGAACGGGAGGGUAUGGAACUGUUUACAAAGCAGAGCUACCAACAAGCCAGGUCGUUGCUGUGAAGAAACUGCACUCAUCAGACGAAGAUUCGGAAAUAUUUGAUCUGAAAUCUUUCGAAAGUGAAGUUCAUGCAUUGACGGAAAUUCGGCAUCGGAACAUCGUGAAGCUCUUCGGGUUCUGUUCUAGUCCAGAACGACAAAUCUCAUUUUUGGUUUACGAGUUUGUAGAGAGGGGAAGCUUGAAAAUGAUUUUACGUGACGGGGAACAAGCAGUGAAGUUUGAUUGGAUAAACAGGAUAAGGUUCAUCAAGGGAACAGCUAAUGCUCUUGCAUACAUGCACCAUGAUUGCGUACCAGAGCUAGUUCAUAGGGACAUAUCUAGCAACAACGUUUUGUUGGAUGCUGAUUACGAAGCUCGAGUUUCUGAUUUUGGUACUGCUAGGAUGUUGAAGCCGGAUUCAUCCAACUGGACUUCACUAGCUGGAACAUAUGGAUAUGUUGUUGCUCCAGAGCUCGCAUACACAAUGAAGGUAACAGAAAAAUGUGAUGUUUAUAGCUUUGGUAUUGUCUUGUUAGAAGUGCUAAUGGGGAGGUAUCCAUCUGAAAUUAUCAUGCUACUCUCUCCUAUUCUCAUCGAGACGUCGUCUUCUACUUCAAGUACCGUGGGGGAAAAUAUAAGGUUGCAAGACAUUUUAGACCCAUGCAUUGGAGCACCAACGGAUGUUCUAAAAAAAGAAAUAAUGCACUUUACGAAGGUUGGAUUUUCAUGCAUAUGUGGUGAUCCAUGUACUCGGCCAACUAUGCAAGAAGUGUCGACCGAGCUCUCAGUAUCAUCUCGGAGUAGGCCAUCUUUUGGGAAGCCCUUUGAAACCAUUACAAUGGGAGACAUACUGCUAAUGGGGGAUUCCUAAGAAUGAUGUGCAACUAAAUCAUCCAGAUUCCAGACAUCCACUUCACUUGUUUCUUCUAUUAUUACUAGUAUAGC
Messenger RNA from Papaver somniferum (opium poppy), 1578 nucleotides. RefSeq names its product MDIS1-interacting receptor like kinase 2-like. The transcript is spliced from 2 exons. Gene Ontology annotation, biological process: protein phosphorylation. The coding region runs from base 839 to 1504 and encodes 221 amino acids. The record is from RefSeq and is a predicted model, not a curated record. Gene Ontology annotation, molecular function: protein kinase activity; ATP binding. NCBI's taxonomy places the organism in Eukaryota, Viridiplantae, Streptophyta, Magnoliopsida, Ranunculales, Papaveraceae.